Messenger RNA from Lentinula edodes (shiitake mushroom), 666 nucleotides. RefSeq lists its product as uncharacterized. The transcript is spliced from 2 exons. The record is from RefSeq and is a predicted model, not a curated record. Lineage: Eukaryota; Fungi; Basidiomycota; Agaricomycetes; Agaricales; Omphalotaceae. The annotation marks the transcript as partial.
AUGUUGAACCUUUUGGUCGAGAUCGAUACUUAUAAGCGGGAAUUGAUCGAUAUACAUCAUCUUCUAUCCUCAUUGCGGCCUUCUACAGACUUGCUGCAAGCGCAACUACGAUCGAGGCUGAAGAGCAAGAAGUGGGGGGCUUUACUGUAUGUCUGUAAUGACCUUAUGGUGUUCCCCGUCCAAAUCUCGGGUGGAAUUGUGAGAAAGGAGAUGAUAACAAAGAGUGACAUUACGAAAGAUGACAUGAUAGAGACACUCAUUGAAUGGCGGUUGCAUGACAUUCACGAAGAUCACGCUUUUGUCUGGCCACACUUCACACCCACUAUGUUUGCUCCUCCUCGAGCACCUUGGGCGUCUCCUGUCCUAUCUCUUGCAUUUCAUGGCAAUGUCGCUUGUCAUACACUGACCGAUACUGAGCGGAAAAGAAUGAUGCAGGAUACAGCAAGGAGAAUGAAUUGGCACUCUGCGACAGGUGUUGGUCAUAUCCAUCAACUGCUGUGGGCGCCGUGCGACAAUAGCAGUGUGGGGAAAGAGAAACUAGCCAAGGGUCUGAACGUUGAAGGUGUUGAUGCAUUGCUAUAUGUUUGCGCAGACCUCAAUCGAGUCCCCUUGCAACUACCUAGACGAGAUGUCAAACGGAUUCUAAUCUAUCAACUGAUUGACUGG